Messenger RNA from Cheilinus undulatus (humphead wrasse), 2352 nucleotides. It is a transcript of the gene znf710a, whose product is annotated as zinc finger protein 710a. Bases 1 to 2091 code for a protein of 696 amino acids. The transcript has 5 exons. Lineage: Eukaryota; Metazoa; Chordata; Actinopteri; Labriformes; Labridae. The record is from RefSeq and is a predicted model, not a curated record.
AUGAGAUCCCUGAAACACCUCAAACAUCACUCCAGGAACAAUGUGGAGGAGGAGAGUAGCCGCUUGGUGCGGACAUACCCCAAGAUGACUGAGGGCCAAAUGGAUGUAGGCACACAGACGGAGCCUGUGGUGGUGCUAUCUCUGGCUCAGGCUGCCGUUCUUGGACUCAUCUCCCAGAAUGAAAUCUUUGGGGCCACCAUAGCUCCUAAUGGCUUUUACACAGGUGAGCCCAGAGAGUGCAACCCUCCGCCACAAGAGGCAAUGGAGUACGAGUAUGCGGACCAGCUAAUAGGGGCAAAUGGAGACUAUCUGGCUGAGCCAGCAGGAGAGCCGGAGCCACAGCCCCACUGCAGCGAGAGAAGGCGACCUGGGCCUCGUGGGAGAACCAAGAGGCCCAGGAGUGACAGUGAACUGGAGGGUCACCCACACAUAGUACCAAGUCCACAGGCUCAGGUUAAAGGUGAGCGUCUGGAGUCUGAUACUCCUCCUUCCUGCAUUCACAAAUCUCACAGCAAGUCAGAGGAUCCAGUCACUCAACAAGCUUGCCUGAAAGAGGAGCAGGCCUGUGGAAACUGUCCCUCAUGUGUGCGAGACACAUCCAGGCCGCAAACAGAUGGACAGCCAGAACAGGAACAAGAAGUAAACACUGGCAGAGAAGGAGAGAGGAAGGAAGAGGAGCUGGUGGUGGAGGAAGAGGAGGAGGAGGCUCUGAACCUCAAGACCAGCGGGGAGAACAGCAGUCCUCUGGAGAACCGCUACUAUGAGUCAAAUGAGGUGUCCUAUGAAUCCUCUGAGAUGGCCCUGCCUGGAGAGUAUGAGGACAACAGCCAGGCCAUGCUGUGGUCAGACCCAGAGGGCCUUGCCAGGCGAAUGCAGAUCGACCGUCUGGACAUCAACGUUCAGAUUGAUGAGUCUUACUGCGUAGACGUAGGAGAGGGUCUCAAACGCUGGAAGUGCCGCAUGUGUGAAAAGUCAUAUACGUCCAAGUACAACCUCGUCACCCAUAUUCUGGGCCAUAAUGGAAUUAAGCCGCAUGAAUGUCUACACUGUGGAAAGCUCUUCAAGCAGCCGAGCCAUCUCCAGACUCACCUGCUCACCCACCAGGGAACCAGACCUCACAAGUGCACCGUUUGUGAGAAGGCCUUCACGCAGACCAGCCACCUGAAGAGGCACAUGCUGCAGCAUUCGGACGUCAAACCCUACAGCUGUCGCUUCUGUGGUCGAGGAUUUGCCUACCCUAGCGAGCUGAGGACCCAUGAGAAUAAACACGAGAAUGGUCAGUGCCACGUUUGCACCCAGUGCGGUCUGGAGUUUCCAACGUACGCGCACCUGAAGCGCCACUUGACCAGCCAUCAGGGCCCAACCACAUACCAGUGUACAGAGUGCCACAAGUCUUUUGCAUACCGCAGCCAGCUACAGAACCACUUGAUGAAGCACCAGAAUGUACGGCCUUACGUUUGCCCUGAGUGCGGCAUGGAGUUUGUCCAGAUCCACCACCUUCGGCAGCAUGCUCUCACUCACAAGGUACUGGCAGCGCAAACCCUCGCACCUAAGGGUAUGAAAGAAUUCAAGUGUGAUGUCUGUGCCAGAGAGUUCACCCUGUCUGCCAACCUGAAGAGACACAUGUUGAUCCAUGCCAGUGUGAGGCCUUUCCAGUGCCACGUCUGCUUCAAGACCUUUGUCCAGAAACAGACCCUCAAAACACACAUGAUUGUCCACCUGCCCGUCAAGCCUUUCAAAUGCAAGGUGUGCGGAAAGUCUUUCAACAGAAUGUACAACCUCCUCGGUCACAUGCAUCUCCAUGCCGGCAGCAAGCCCUUCAAGUGCCCUUACUGCACCAGCAAGUUCAACUUGAAGGGCAACCUCAGCCGACACAUGAAGGUCAAACAUGGCAUCAUGGACACCUCAAUAGACGGUCAAGAGCCCCAACAAGACCCAGAAGGCCAGGAGGACUUCGAAGAGGAGAGCUUUGAUUUCAGUGAGCGAGAAAACCGGGCUAACAACAACAACACUCCAGACAUUGCUAAAGUCUCUCAAAUGGAGUAUUACAACACCUAUGGAAAGGGCGCAGGGCGCUUCAGCACCCCAUGAAUUGUUUAAAGGACCCCAAAGUUGAAUAGAAGUGUGAAAUAAUGAAAAGAGGAUUGUGGGCUUGGGAUGUUCUUCAAGGUUGGGAAAAAACCCAGAAAACUGCACAUUCAUAUGCACUGGAAUUACUCAUCCUGCAACAAAUUGUGGAAAUGUUUACGUUUCACAUGAUCAUGUCAUCUCGAAAAAGCAGCAAAUCUACUGAUAAUAUAUUAAAGUGAACUGUCCUAAACAGGAGCAUUAAAGUAAAAAAUUCUAUAUAAA